UUCGUAAAGAGUUCGUCAUCAUCCAUAAUGCGCGAGUCUUAUUAUGCGAUUGUCUUUUAUUUAAGUUGCUUGAACGCCAAAUAUUAUAUUAAAUUUCAAAUUCAUAAAAUCAAAACGACAUUUCUGUUUCAUUUUGAAUAUUUUUUAUUUUUCUUUUCAUUAAAAAAAAAAUUUAAAACGUUUUUUCGCUACUACGUGUAUAAAGAAGAUAAGCGCACAGAAGCUAGCAUGUCACGAUUGACUUUGCGGAAGUCAUUUUUUGAUAGUAUAUGGCCGUUAAUACUGUCUGACAAUGUGUGCGACACGCAUAGCAAGCACAGCUGCUCUUACUAUUAUCCAGACACAGUGUUCGACAACAUCUGGCUGCAUGGAUAUCUCGCCGAACGCGGCUUCAAAAAUUAUCAACCACCAACAGUGAUUCGUUGUUGCUUCGAUGAAGACGAGGGAAAGCUAUUGCUAUGUGAAUCGAGCGAGGACAACAACGCCACUGUAUUGGAAAAAUCUAAACCAAGUGGCAUGCAAGCAGAUGAGUUUUCCUACCAAUCACAGGACGAGGAGGACUCAUUGUAUAGAGCCAAGGCCAUAGAUAUUCAAUCUUUGGGACAACAAACCGCGGCAGUUAAUAACUCUUUCGAUACGCGUCGCAAGCUGGCGCACAGUUUCAUAAAUCGCCAGUACCCAUGGUAUAUGCAAUGGCCCGAAUAUUUAACGCCCUUCAAGCUUACCGAUGUAGCGCGACAAGAUUUUAAUAGCAAGUUCAAACAGGCUAUCAUACAGGAUAUGAUAACCUUUAACUGUAAGUUAAUUAUAAUCGAUUUGGCCAAACAGGUGUGUCUUCAUCUGUUGCAAGAUUGGUUAAAUUUUACGCGCUUUGCCUUUGUUAUUGUGCUGGCGCGCAGCGAGGAUGCUGUAAAGCAGAUCAAACUGAUGGGUCAAAACUUGAGCGCAGUGAUGGUGUUGGAAAAUAUGUCAUAUUCAUGGCAUGAACAGUUAACAGAGUCGUUGCGUAUAGGUGUGACGCAUGCCACUGCAAUUGGGGUUUUCGAAAACUGUGCGAAACCUUUUAUAUUCGUUUUCGGCCGUAGGCGACACUGUUGCAAAUUGAAUAUGCAUCGAGUGCUGAGAAAGACUAAUGAGAUCGGUUUAUAGCACAAGGCUAGGCAUACAUAUACGAAUAUACGAAAGAUGAGUUUUAAAAUGUAGUAAUUCUUGGAAACGAUGCUUAAUUUAAUAUACAAAUUUUUUUUGGUGGAAAUUAUCGCUAUAAGCAGAAUAGAAAAUUUAACAUAAUAUUUAACUGUACCAAUUAAAACUUUAAGAUGUGCAUUAGCAUUAUCUACAUAUAUUUUUUACAAACUUUUAUAUGAAAACGACUAAUAAUCGGAUAUGGUAUAUGGUACAUACAUCUUUUAAGAUUAUAAAUUAUGAAUUGUUCUAAAUACAUUAAAUCUAGAAGUCUGUU
Bactrocera oleae (olive fruit fly) is the source of this 1462-nucleotide messenger RNA. RefSeq lists its product as uncharacterized. Lineage: Eukaryota; Metazoa; Arthropoda; Insecta; Diptera; Tephritidae. The record is from RefSeq and is a predicted model, not a curated record.